CCACGGUCAUGCGUUGCUCGUUUCCCAAUUUCUUAAUGCCAAUUAUUUAACGCCAAUGAUAUAAAUAAUUUCUGUUUUAGACAUAAUUAAUCUGGGUUCAAGAGAAUUGGCAUGCGUAAACCAAGGAUCGAGAUGGGAAAGACCUGGUUGCAUGUUUAAUGUGUCGCCCCUUCUCCGCGGCGCUUAUCGGUGGCCAGCCAAUCCUCUCGUCUUCAUCGAUCGGAAUUCCGUCGAUGCCUCUUCCUCAACGCUGGUUUUGUUGAAAUUGAUGCGACUCCUUAGCUUUGACACGGAUGUGUGCGAUUACUUGAAUCCUCUAAGCUGUCCUUGGAUCACAUGCAUCAUGAAGGGUUGGGUGAUUUGUCAGCUUGUUAAGUUGGUGAUAUUUUACAGGGAUGAUGAGGUUCAUCGUUUGGACAGGUUUAUCAAGGAGGGCAGCACUGUAAGCACAAUUGAAGUUGUAUCUCCAUCAGAACCAACUUCUACAGAGUGCUAUAGUGAUCCCAGUGCAUGAAACCUGAAAGCGCUGAAGGAAUAUUGUUGAAAUACGAACACACUGAAAGAAUGACAUCAUGCAUUGGCAGGCGCAGCACUGGCUGCAUUGCUAGCAGGCUUAUGCCACUUCCAGGAUUUGUUUGUUGGCCGUUGGCAAUACCUACUUUCUGAAAGACAAGAAUGAUUUUGGAUGGAUUUACUUUGGAGACCUUUUUCUCGACUCUUAUUGGUGAUCAUCCAUUGUUUACCCCUGUUUUUAUUGAGGAAAAUACUAAAGAUCACCUGGCAGAUGACACUCAGUUCACCAGGCCAAUGUGGAAUCCGCUGACUGGUUGAACAGCAUCUGGGGCCCAACUGACACCACCUACCCCCAUGCUCCCCUCCUCAUGUAUCGCACCAAUCUCUAACUACCACAUCAGCCCGGUGAAUUGAGCAGUCCUCUGGCAGGUGAUUGGUAGCAGUACUCUUCUUAUAAAGGCCUGGAAGUCCUUACGCAACAAGGACGGCUUGAUUAUUACAGCAGAGGAAAAUAUUUAAUUUUGUUUGGAAGACUCUGAUGUCGGCAUAUGCUGAGCUAUUGUCAACAUUGAGUUUGGCAGAGAUGAAGUCAUGGCUUGCUUGGGAAUUUUGCUGAUCUCUAUGGUCCUUUGAUCAACAAUAUUUGUUGAUGGUUCUGACCUCUCAUUGUCCCUUAAUGACAUCUGCAGCAGGCAAAUAAUUAUUCCUUCAUCAAGUAAACUUUCAGAUUGUUUUAUUGGAGAAAUUGUUUUGUGUAUUUAAUCUAUUGUAAAAUUACCAAUCGAUAAGCUUGAUAAAUGUGUUCUAUUAUCUCCUAAGAAUAGGAUGAA
Messenger RNA from Elaeis guineensis (African oil palm), 1343 nucleotides. RefSeq lists its product as uncharacterized. NCBI's taxonomy places the organism in Eukaryota, Viridiplantae, Streptophyta, Magnoliopsida, Arecales, Arecaceae. The record is from RefSeq and is a predicted model, not a curated record.